This is a messenger RNA of Schistosoma curassoni, 516 nucleotides long. Lineage: Eukaryota; Metazoa; Platyhelminthes; Trematoda; Strigeidida; Schistosomatidae. The record is from the annotation of a GenBank genome assembly.
AUGCAAGACGAACAAGCAGUCAGGAGGAUUUUUGAAACUGUGGACAGGAACAGAGACGGAAGUAUUGAUCACAUGGAGCUACAGUCGGCACUAUCAAAUGGUAUAGGUACACCGUUCAACACUAGGACUGUUCAGCUGAUGAUUUCAAUGUUUGACCAAGACAGAAAUGGAACCAUUGAUUUAAGAGAGUUCGCCUAUUUAUUCAAAUAUGUUCAGGAUUGGCAACGGUGUUUUCGUCAAUAUGAUCAGGAUAGAUCUGGAUUACUCGAUGCUAGAGAGUUCCAAAGUGCAUUGUCCUGUUUUGGUUACCGACUCUCUCCUUGUUUUAUAAAAAUGAUGAUCGGUCGUUUCGACCGUAAUAAACAAGGACAGAUCGCCUUCGAUGACUUUAUUUUUGCUUGUGUAUGUCUCCAAAUUCUCACAAACUCUUUUAGACGAUAUGAUAUAAAUCGUAAUGGAUAUGCACAAUUCAGUUUUGAAGAAUUUUUAUCUUCUGCUAUGUCUAUAAUUAUUUGA